AUGCAUUUCAGGGCGCGAGAUCUUUCUCCGAAUGGGGAAACUGUGGAAAAGAACAAGGACGGCAAGGAGGGUAAAGAUGUUAAGGCAGUGAACAACAAAGUCAGUUCGUCGUCAAACUCCAACCGGGGAAGAGAAAGGGAUCGUAGGAGGCGUGGAAGUGCAUCGUCUAGCAGUGAUUCGAGUGACAGUUCAUCGGACAGCAGUUCGUCGCGGAGUAGCUCUGGUUCCGAAUCACGUUCCAGUUCAUCAAGUUCUAGUGGAUCGUCGUCUUCGUCUUCAUCCUCUUCGUCGCGCAAAAGCGCCUCUUCCCACUCACGUAGUCGCAGUCCACCACCAAAGAGACGCGAAAGGUCCCGAAGCCCGCCUCCAAAACGCCGGGACCGCUCACGAAGCCCCGCUGCCAAGCCGGCAAGGGAACGCACACGUUCGAGAUCACGCAGCCCUCUUCAGAAGCCACGAGAACGUACUAGGUCCCGUUCUCCACCGCCGAAACGUCGUGAACGUUCUCGCAGUCCUGUAACCAAACCCCGUGAUCGUACCCGCAGCCGUUCCAGAAGUCCACCUGCCAAGGCCAGGGAGCGUUCUCCAACUCCCAAACCAACACGUAUACACAUUGGACGAUUAACGAGAAAUGUAACGAAGGAUCACGUGAUUGAGAUAUUCAGUUGCUUUGGUGAAGUGAAAAAUGUGGAAUUUCCUACAGACCGUUACCAUCCUAACUUUGGUAGAGGCAUUGCUUAUGUAGAGUACGCAACUCACGAGGAAUGUGAAGCAGCAAUUAAGCAAAUGGACGGUGGUCAAAUUGAUGGACAAGAGGUAAACGUAUCGGCUGUUUUAACACCCAAAAUCAGAGGUCCACAGAGACGCCCCUCCCCAGUCAACCGUAGGCAGAAUGACCGUUGGCGUGCGUCGCCAAGGUUUAAUCGAUUCAACAGAAAUAGACGUUCUCCACCUCCGCGUGGUGGUCGUCGUUCGCCUCCGCGCAGACGUUCUCGGUCCCCAAUACGUAGACGCAGACGCAGCAGUAGCUCAGAUAGCUCUCGCUAAGUAAA
Messenger RNA from Musca vetustissima, 1052 nucleotides. It is a transcript of the gene RnpS1, whose product is annotated as RNA-binding protein with serine-rich domain 1-B. NCBI's taxonomy places the organism in Eukaryota, Metazoa, Arthropoda, Insecta, Diptera, Muscidae. The transcript has 2 exons. Gene Ontology annotation, biological process: mRNA splicing, via spliceosome. Gene Ontology annotation, cellular component: ASAP complex; nucleoplasm; cytoplasm. The coding region runs from base 1 to 1047 and encodes 348 amino acids. The record is from RefSeq and is a predicted model, not a curated record. Gene Ontology annotation, molecular function: RNA binding.